AUGGAUGCAGGCACUCACACGCUCCAAAUCGAAGCCAGAGAUCAUGGGAUACGUCCACAGACCUCACAGACCGAUGUCGUCCUUAUUGUUGACGCUUCAGCACCUGUGGGUCUACACAACGACUUUUUGUUGGGUCUUGGACCAAACGACGGACUAAUCGAUGGUGUUGGUGGCGCUAGAAAUAGCCUAGGAACGAGUCUCCUCGGCACAGAAACAAUGGUGGUGGUCUAUGUAAUCGCUGGUGUGGUCUUUGUUACCUUCUCCCUGCUUGUUGCUAUCAUUGUAUUCUGUCGACGUCUGAGGGCACGUCAGGACAGGCUUCAGAGGCAUUGGCAGCGACGACAGCAGCAGGGACAGUGGCAGAGUAGUGAGUCAAAGGUGAAUGGGUUUGUGGAGGUGAAUGCCAACACGAGGGAGUGCUUCCAGAAGACCCUGAAUGGCUACAAACCGACAGCCUAUGAUAGUGGCAACUGCGAUGGCAGUGAGACAGACAACUUCAAGACAGGAGGAAAUAGACGAAAGGAGUCUCACCAGAUCCCAUCGCAUCUUACCGAUUCCUCCUGUUACACCAUUCGUAUGACUUCCCUCCCCAGACACCGCCCAGUUACCAGCAGCCCUACAGCCGUAGCAGCGACGACGACGUCUGCAGCACUGGGAGCAGCACCCACCGCUUUUGCCUACCUCCUCUCCUCCACCACCCCUGCCACUGUAAAUACUGCUGUUACUGCUGCUUCCGGUGAGAGCGGUGGAGAUUUCUACCUUCUACCGCAGUCUCCAGUCUCCUCUGCAGAUGCUUCCGUGGUUGGACAUCCUGUGACGGCGGUAAGGGCUCAAUAG
This is a messenger RNA of Echinococcus granulosus, 837 nucleotides long. RefSeq lists its product as hypothetical. The transcript has 3 exons. NCBI's taxonomy places the organism in Eukaryota, Metazoa, Platyhelminthes, Cestoda, Cyclophyllidea, Taeniidae. The record is from RefSeq and is a predicted model, not a curated record. The coding region runs from base 1 to 837 and encodes 278 amino acids.